GGUGUUAAUCUUUUCUGAGAAUAAAUCAUUAACUUGCACAUGUUGGGGCCAUGGACCAUGACAGACCGAAUGUCGAUUAGGUUCAUGUCCAAAGAUGCGUUUGGGCUUUUACUGAGGAAGCUGAAGUCUCUUGAGACUUCUUUCUAGUCCAAUUUAUCAACCCAGCACAAUCCCACUUCUGGGGGAAGCUACAAUGAAAAUUUAACAAGUGCAAUGCUAACAGUUCCGGACGUGUUAUACCUAACUGAUCCACAAAUUGGACACGAGAGCUUUUAAUCAGUUCCGGACGUGUUUGACAUGCAUGGACCCAUGUAAGCCGAAAUGCCCCCCUUUCUAUUUCUUUUUUGUGCAUAUGUAAAGAGAGGGUGGUGUCUUUACUGCUAAAAAACUGCAAGUAGCAGAAGCAAAAGAAAAUGUCUCAGGCAACUUUUACACAAGAGGGUCAAAAGACAGAGUCCUUCGGGCUGUUGUAUGGCCACACCAUCCCUGCUGUUGGGUUGGGCACUAGGAGAUCUGGUUCUCAGGCUGAGAACUCUGUCUUCACUGCAAUUGUUGAGGUUGGUCGUGCGACCAAGGCAGCAAUACACGCAGGACUUGAGAGAAGGAAUCUUUUCAUUGCAUCCAAGUUAUGGUGCACAGACUUGUGCCCUGAAAGGGUUCAACCUGCCUUGAAGAAUACCCUUCAAGAACUCCAACUCGAAUAUCUUGAUCUUUACCUGAUACACUGUCCGUUCCGCCUUAGAGGAGCCAGCAGGCCUCCCAAGGCUGGGGAUAUACAGGAUUUCGGCAUGGAAGUGGUUUGGAGAGAAAUGGAAAAGCUUGUCAAGGAAAACCUUGUUAGAGACAUUGGUUUUUGCUAUUUUACUUUGAAGAAGUUGAAUAAGCUGCUGGGCUUUGCUGAAAUUAUGCCUUCUGUGUGCCAGAUGGAAAUGCAUCCAGGAUGGAGAAAUGACAAGAUGCUGGAGGCUUGCAGGAAGAACGGCAUCCAUGUCACUGCAUACUCACCAGUUGGUUCAUCGGAAGGAGGUAGAGAUCUUAUCCAUGAUCAGACGGUUGAAAGAAUAGCAAACAAGCUGACCAAGACCACUGGUCAGGUGCUGGUAAAAUGGGCCCUCCAGAGGGGCACUAGUGUCAUCCCCAAAUCAAGCAAUCCUGACAGAAUCAAGGAAAACAUUAAGGUCUUUGGAUGGCAACUGCCAGAAGAGGACUUCCAAGCUCUUUGCAACAUCCCAGAUGAGAGACGAGUUCUAAAUGGAGCAGAAUUGUUUGUGAACAAGGAUGUUGGGCUCUUUAGGAGCGUGGCUGAUCUAUGGGAUUAUGAAGAUUAAUCCUCGUUAAAGAGGCAGAAAUUUAUCUUCUGCUAUUGAUCCCUGAGGAUGCAGUGUUCUGAGUAGCUAUGGUAGUCUUGUUGCCCAGAUGUUUAGUAAUGCUGUUUGGCAUAUGUGUUUGAGCCUUUACAAUAAAACCUUAGCUAGCAACUCAGAAUCUCAUGCUAUGGUGACAGUUAAAAAUCUGCAUUAAUCUGCAAUUUUAGUUGGUAACAUUUCAAGCUUUUGUCACUUAUAUCUUGAUCUUAAAUCCAGAACAAUGUUGGUCCAUGUAUACUUUUUUAGAAACUAUUCUACCAGACAAAAUAGUUUGCAGUUCAUGUUGCUUUAGAAAAUUAACCCAAAAAUCAUGUCUCUUCAAUUUUU
This is a messenger RNA of Theobroma cacao (cacao), 1694 nucleotides long. RefSeq names its product aldose reductase-like. NCBI's taxonomy places the organism in Eukaryota, Viridiplantae, Streptophyta, Magnoliopsida, Malvales, Malvaceae. The record is from RefSeq and is a predicted model, not a curated record. Gene Ontology annotation, molecular function: oxidoreductase activity.